Messenger RNA from Schistosoma haematobium, 9107 nucleotides. RefSeq lists its product as uncharacterized. The record is from RefSeq and is a predicted model, not a curated record. The transcript is spliced from 2 exons. The coding region runs from base 193 to 4002 and encodes 1269 amino acids. Lineage: Eukaryota; Metazoa; Platyhelminthes; Trematoda; Strigeidida; Schistosomatidae.
CAACCUGCUAUUUUUCCUUCUGUUAUCAUUUCGUGCUCUGAACCGCUUUCUUCUUCUCAUGCUAUUACAAUUGGUCAUGAUGUUUCUUCUACACCUGUUGCUUCUUUCGUUCUCUCAAAUGUGUCUAACGACCUUUCUUUUUCCUCUUCUUCCUCCCGUUUUGUUCAUGCUGGUGUUUCUGACUUUACUCGUAUGCCUUUAGAUUCUGUGUCUUUAUUUGAUUCCGAUGAUUCAGCGUUUGUUGCAGAAGGCUUAUAUCUCGGUCUCAGUCAAUUUGUUUCCCGUUCAUCGGAGUCUUUCACUGAAAUUCCUAGCUUUGUUAUAGAAGACAGCGUCAUUUCUGUUGAUGCUCAUGACGUUUGUUUCACUACGUACUCUGGAGAAAGUCUUGGAGAGUUGUCUGAUUGUCGACAGGCUGGCAUAUCUUCAGUACAUGAUAUUUCUGCAGAAUCAGUGCCUUUCUUUAUACCUGAAGCUUCAGUUCUUGCUGUAUCGGGAUAUGAAUACAAAUCAUUAAAUGAACUUGGAUCAAGCAAUAGAUUACCAUCUAUUGUUCAGGACACUGCAAAUGUAGUGGAUUCACAUGAUAUUCGGGAAGUAUCUGAGGAGAGCGUUAUUGGUAAAGAUUCUUCAAUAACCAAUGGUCAAAUUGUUUUGCAAACUUCUGGCUCAUAUCAUUCCGCUUUUCGAUGUGAUCCUGAAUAUGGCAUUUCAGAUUAUUCAAACAGCUUAAUAACUGAUAGUUUUGCUGAAAUGAUUAUGAAAGAACCAAACCAUGAUACCGAAAUCUUGUAUUCACCUAAAGAUCAAGAUGCACUAUGUUAUCAGCUUCAAUCAGGUGUGUCAUUAGUAACUGAAACACCUACAAAGUCAGAUGUUUUAGAUAAAUCUCCGCCCUCAGGAAAAUCUGACUUGACUUAUCUUGCAGCAGCAUCAGGAGCAAGUGUAGCUAUGGAAUUUACUGAAGAGGAAGAGGAGGAAGAUGAGUUCUCCAUGGCGUGUCCUGGUAGGAUGAAAACACUUGAACAUGGUGAUUCCAGUCAAUUAGUUCAUUCAGCUCUUGAUAGGUCCGCUAAAAUGCUUACUCGUCUUCAAACCUAUGGAUUUCGAGGGAAUUUGAUGGGUACAAAUUCGCUUGUUAAUCUUAAUUGGCAUGCAUCAGAAACAAAAUUAACAACUCCGUGCAUAGAAUUCUUCGAAAAUGAUGAGAAUACUAAUUCAUUAGCCCAUCAAAAUAUACCUACAUCAAACGCACAUAUGAAUAAGGUUACAGAGCUCGAUCGCGAAGAAUAUGAGGACUUUGAUGGUGAUAGUCUUGAAGAAUUAAAUAUCCCAUUUGAAAUUUGUAAUACAUAUAACACAUCACGUGAAAUAAUUACAGAUGAAACUGAAUGCGGAAACACUAGUCUGUUCCCGUUCCCUGAGACUGUUGCUACAAAUCAAGUCUUCAACUAUGACAAUAAGUUAAAAUCUGAUACAGAUUGUCAGCAAGACUCUUUUAUUGAAAAAGAAGUAUCUAGACGUCAACAUUUAGAUUCAGAACUUGUAAUCUCCUCUCAAUCCAGUUCCACUAAAAAGAUUUCAUUCAGCCCAGACCAUGAAUUACAAACAAGUUCCACUGCAGAUGAAUCUAGUUUAAGCAGUCACUCGACAAUUGUGAAUGUUGGAGUAAUGAACCAGUCACCAGUUGUCCCUCAACUUAUAAGAGGAAAUCUAAUCGACGAAAAGCUAUUGUCUCAGAGUUUAUCAUCUCAGGAACAUGAUUUUGGUGUAGAUGCACCCGAUAGUAUUCAGCUACUGGAGUCAAAAACCACCCUAGCAUCUAUUGAAAGCGAUCUUGAUAUUCUUGGUGAGGAAAUAAAGCUAAAAGAUGAUAACGCUAUAUUGCCACUUGGUCAGAAUUCGGUUCACCUAUCUAGCGUCGCUAAAAGAAAGCAAUCAAAUUUUAUAUCUAAUCUAUUAGGAACAGAGCCUGUGGUAGGAAGUACUGCAUUACGAACAUCUACAGAUGUCAGUAACGUUCCAGUGUCGCAACCCAUCUGUACUACUGAAGGACAUAUCAAGACAACACAACGCUACUUUCAUGAACCAAUCGGAGGACAUGUCAGUUUUCCACAAAUUUCAGAGGGUUCUUGUGAUAAACAGUUAAAAUUUUCUAAUGAUCGGGCUAAAUCCUCGCCAUCCAGUAUUAAUGUGGAAAAAAGAAUAGAAACAAGUGAUGAGAACGUUACCAGUAGCUCACUGUCCGAAUUCGAACGACUAGAAAAAGAAUUGGGUACUAGCAAUUCUACUUCCCCUAGUAGUGGUCAUAAAGGAAGUGGUGAAGAUGUCAGUUCACAUACGUCAUCACUUUCUGAGUAUCUACGUCAUGAAAAAGAAUGUGAAAGUUUCGAUGAGAUUUUGGCAUUACCAUUUGACUCAAAACUUAAACUAAAAUUCAACGAUUUAAUAGAUAUAAAUGGUAAACCAAAAACAGUGGUCACAGAUAUGUUAACUUCGAAUAACCUAACACCACUUUAUGGACAAAUUUCAACGAUUUACGAAGAUGUGGCGGAACAUCAUAUCAGUUCACUCUCACAGAGUAUAGAAUCUCCAACUACUUCACUUCAUUCAGCUAAAGAUGAUGAUCAAAUAUCAUUUACAUACUCAAGUCAAAAAGAUGAAAAUAAAUCACAGACCGGUUGUUCUGAUUCUGAACUUUUAAUAAUAUGUUCGAAAAUGCUCAGUGAUCCUUUACAGGCCGAAAAAUCUAAAGAAAGUUUAACUUCUAGUUCAGAAAUAGAACCUUUGCUAGACAGGGUCGACGAUCCACUGACAGGAGUAGAAGAAACUGAUUCACUAAUUUGUUCUUCGAUCUAUGACUCUUUAGUACCUUCUGGCUAUGAAAACAGUAUAUACGAUGGGACACCGAACAUGAAUUUCGGAGUAAAUGAUAACUGGAGAAACCGCAUAUCCCGCAGAACAGAUUCAUUAGAUGAAAGCGAACAUGAACAACCCAGUAAAGUUACUGACUCUCUCUGCUCCCCUUCAUCGUCAGAUAUUUCAAACAGGAAAGGGGAAAACAAAUUAAGUCCGCCGGAAGAAAAUGAUCAAGGUAUAAUAGAAUUUAAUUCUGCCCAUAUAGAUAUCUUACAUCAACAAUACAUCGGAACUAUCGUAGAGAAACAGUCUUGUGCGGUAUUUCAAAAUAAAUCUUGUUUAAAUGAGAGGGAAAGCUCUAUUACUUAUGGAAAACAGCCUCAGUCAACGCAUUCUGAUGAAAAGCAAGACUCAAGUACAUCUGUGUCAGGAGUUGCACAGUAUGAAUACCUUGAUAAGCCAAUACUUGGAAAUUGUAUGACAGACUCAUUAGACGACAGCGGUUCAGUUAUAGAACAACCAGGUACUAAAAUAUCUUCAAUUGAAUGUUCAGCAACCACUGAGUUUGUAACAACAGGAAUACCAUCUUGUUCAUUCUCUACAGCACCAAUCCCCCUAUUAGCUACUGAAUCUAAAGCACUUAAAUAUUCUAAAGUUAUAAAAACACUUAAAAGUGAUGUUUCUUCAACUGUGGAAAAAGUUACUGUUCCUACCACAUCUGGGGCAAUAGCUCUUCCAAUAUGUAGUAGUUCCUUACAAAGUACCUACCAAGAUGGUGAAAGAUAUGAUCUUAUUUUAAAAAUAGAUUUGAACCCUCAGUCGACUGUAUUCGAUACUUCAGAAGAUGAGAUUUUUGUGGAAGAACCGUCAAAUGAUCUUCAACAACUGAAUAGUGUAACGACUGAUGACGUUUCAGCUGUAGCUGUAGAUUCGAAAACGAAAGAAACCCUAAAAAUGGAUAAUGUACCGUCAGGAGAAGUUAGUGAGGCAUGUAAACAAAUCAAAUGUAAAGAGUUCAAAGAGUCGUUCAUAGUUGAAACUUCCUCCGACUCAGAUUAUGAAAUGGUCAGUAUCACUGAGAGAGAAAAGUCACCAAUAGCUUUCAUGUCAGAAAAAAUGAAGAAGGGUAAUGAACAAGAGUGAAAAAGAAAGAAAAUAACAACCUUAACCUUGGUAAUGAUGAUCUGAAUGGGAUUGUUUGGUCUUCUUCAUAUCAUGUCAACAUAAAGCGUACCUAAUUUAUUAAUUCUGUCUUUUCAUGUCAGAUUUACAAAGUAUUUAUUUUCCUACCUACUAUUACUGUUAUGGUUACUGUGAUUAUUGUUAUUUUUUGCAUUUCCUUCCUUUAAAUCAAUUUAUAUUCAGACAUAAGCACAUUUAAAAUUCCUAACACUUAUCUGUUUAUCGACGCCUAAGAUACAUAUUUUAAAUUUUUUGUCUAUAAAAAUAAAAUAAAAGUAGAAAGAAGCAUAAAAUAUUGCUGAUUUGUAUAUACACAAACACAUAGACACAGUAGUACAUACCCCAGACAUAUUUAUACACAUAAAACAGCCUUUUAUGAUACAGUGGAAUUUGCUAAGCUGAACUUCAAUGUAUGUCGACUACACUGGACUCAUAAAUCUGGAUAUGAUUGGUACCGACUGUUUAGAAGCAAUUUUUCAACCUAUAUGAAAAUCAAAGGAACCAAGAUUUGCGGCCCGAAAUGGAGAACCAGCUUAACACUAAAGAAUACUUUAUUCAAUACAAUUACACACCGUGAGUCAGGAGUAGAAAGCAAUGAUAAAAAAGAAAAUCACACAUUUAACAGUCCGCAACCUGUGGCUGUUUGUCCACGCUCAACGACAAAUCAUAUUUUACUCUCAUUACCACACAUCAGAGACGAACAUUCUCACAUUUUCGAACUAGUUUAAUUUUGAUUUAAGAACCAAUAAAUAAUUUUAAAAAACUUGUGUGAUCUGAUAAGAAAAAAAUAUUUUGAAGUUGGUUAGUCUUCGUUUACAACCAAACAAUCCCUUUUUACCAUGGAAUUUCAUCUAUUACUGCUGAAUCACACAUAAUCGAAGAGAUAAAUUUAUUUGAGAUUUAGGGCGUUUACAUAUGCCCUCGAAUCUAUAACUAAACAUUGUUUUGUUAAGUAAUCAAAUUUCUUUUUUAAGUUCUACUUUCUGUUUUUAUUGGUUAUUUCCAGCAUUUUGAUGAAUGAUUACAGUUACAAAAUUCGCAGAAAAUUACAAGAUAUUCAAUGUCUCCAACUUCGACAAAAACUUGAAAAAGGUUCAAGAAAAACAGAAGCGUUAUUAUGCUACUAUUUAAAAUUCUUAGACAGUAAUACAUGUCUGUGUGUGUAUUUUUUUUUAAUGACUUUUAUCGAAUUCAACGGAAAAAAAGAACUCGUUCGUACUGUCUAACGCACAAUCUCUUAAUCACCAAACAAGCUGGUCAAAUCUCACUGAAUUCGUCAAAACUAGAGAUCACAAAACAUUUUUGAUAAAAAUAUUUCUAUAUUAACCAACUGAAAUUUGAUUUACCCCCGUUUGCAUUACAUAAUGUUGUUUAUUGCUAAAAUGUCAGUUCAUGAGAGAUUUAUUUGAACUCAAAAUUUAAUCUAACGAAAAUAAUCGCACCAUUAAAAUACCUCAUGAUUUGUUGAACUUUUGAGAACAUCUUACUCUUAAACUCUGGAUAAGCUUAAUUGGAAAGUAAGCAGAAUUAACGAAAAAUCAUUAGGGUACGAGAAAACUUAAACUGCAUCCAACAUCUUUACUGAACCAUCUACUCCAACGUAAUUUAACACACAACUAAACAUGACAAAAUGUGCAUGCUUUAUUUGAGUUAUGGCAUUUGCAUUCAUCUACUUCACUACCCGUUACUGCAAACACUCAUAAAGAUUGUGUUACUCUAUUUACUAUGUUUCAGGUUUUCUUGCUUUCUCAUUAUUUCCUCAUCUAAUUUGACCUUUUACUCACUUCAUAUUAGUAUUUUUGUUCGAGUUCGAAAUCAUUUUAGUCAGAGAACCCUAUGAAAAGCCAUUUAUGCCAUCAAAAGUAUGCUUACUCAUCGUGUCAUCUGUUCCGAAGUUCCUCUGAGGAAUGUAUCUUUUACACCUUCCAUUCUCGCAUCGAAUACGAAAAAGACAAAGCCUCUUCGUUUUCCUUUUCAUAUGAAGUGAAUUUUGUUUCGAAUUCAUUUUUAUUUGCUAUUUCAACUGCCCGCUUUUGUAUGUUUUUCAUUUUUGGAUUUCAAUUCACUUGUCUAUUUUUCCUUCCCCAACUAUUUACGUAAAAUGCUAUUUUGCUUGCUUUUUUAGAUUUCAUUUUUAUUUCCCUGAUUUUUACCUUUUUUGAGGAGUAAGAUGAGAAAGAUGGGGAAAGGGGGUAGAGGGAGAAAGGAAGUUAAUGAAGAAAAUAAUACACACAGAUUACAACUGCCAUUUAUAUCCACUUCUAUGUAAGAUAUGAAUAUUAAAGUAGAUGUACUAUUUUUAUUCACAUUUCCGUCUAAACUCGUACUUUCUCUCUCUAUUUCUCUUAAAUUUUGCUCGAUUAGCUUGGGAAAAGAUUCAUGCAUAACCAUACAGCAUUUUUGAGAUAAAAAUACUUUGAUGAAUGAUCUUUUCGUGAACAACAGUGGGGUUUCGGUUUUGUUAGUAUACAUUUUUCAUGAAUGAAAUAUGGUGAGGUGGUCAACAGUAAGACUCUAGAUGAUAUUCUUGUUCAGGCGAUUUCAUUAUCUUUCAUGUCUUUCACCCGUAUAUUCUGUCAAAUAUGAUAAUUAAUUUGCGUAAAAAUACUACAGCAUACUAAGCUAACACCUCUUAAAUUUUAAUGGUUUAUUCAAAUCGUCGUGUAAGCAAAACCAAAUGGAAGUGAGCCACCAAAUGAAAUACAGUGAUUAGAGUCACUUUGUAAAUGCAUGGAGAGAGAAAUCUAAGAAUCUCAAUUCGUCUCCAAAUCUCAGUUAUGGUUUUGAAACUAUGCCAACCUAAAAUAGUGUUUGGCGAUUGUACAAUUCUUUGUUAUGACUUGGUUUAUUCACGUGAUUGCAAUAAAUAACCGGAUGACUUAACGACAAAGACAGACCCUGACUCAUUCGACACAAUUACAGAUUGACCGGAAUAGGAACCUAGUUGAUUAGUCGUUUUAUGUACUUAUCCUGGUUUCUUUGUUUAAUAAUAUAUUCAAGAUCCUUAGGGAUUCAAGUAGCCGACGAAACGCAAUAUCAUCCAGCCAUGGAGAAUAAAAUGAUAAAGUGAAAAUCAAUUUCUUAGCUCUAUAUUAUAAUGAUUUACAUUAUAUUUAUUUGAUGUUUCCGUUUAAUUCGCAUUUGACCAACUGUUUAACGAUUAGCAAGUUAAGUAACAGGUUAGAAACAAGAAUAAAAACAAACUGGGCUAAUGAUAAUGCACACUCAUAUUCCUCAAGGCAAAUGGUAAAUUUAGAAAUUGUAAUGAGAAGACAAAAUUUAUUGGAACUCCAUCCCAGAAGUUCAUAAGAUCGCUAUAAGACUUUAUGAUUCUCCUUCUACAUGGAUCUAAAAGUCCAGAUCCCCUAGCUAUCUUCUUACUAGACGGGAUACUAAUCCUGUAAGGUGUGUGUGUAGAUUAAUCCGACAUGACCGUAUGAGAUAAUGUUUGAUUGAUGACAUCUCGCACCGUCUGACUAUGCCUUUCUAAUUCAGUCUCAUCUUCUAUCUGAACUCAACAAAAUCUCAAGGAAGAAAAACAGUAGAACUAAUUUGAAUGAAAUACUAGUGAAAACGUAGUCUAUGCAUAUCUGAUUGUGAGUUCAACUCAUAACACGGUCCACCCAAAAAACCACUGGGACUUCUAUUUAUGUUAUUGUAAGAUUGAAAUUUUCAUACUAGUGACAACUUUGCUUGUUGAAAUUAUUAUUAUUAUUAUUGAGUAUAUACAGCCAAUAAUAUUGCUUUGUAAAGUCAUUUUACUCAGGCUUACGAAUUCUAGAUACAUUCCGUAUUUCACACCACUGACAACUUUAUCCUAAAUGUUUGAUUUGAAGCAAUCUAGAAACCAUAUCUUUCCAGAAAUUGUAGACUUAUUUCACUAUUACUCAUCGGUUUGCAUCGACUUGGUCGUGCCCGUAAAUUGGCAUUCAUUUUUAGAAUUACUUACUAUUAUUAGCGUGAUAUCAUGUGAAUCACACAUAGGUCCUAUAAUAACUUCUUACUGAUAGUUUUCUCAUUGUGCCUAAGGGAAUAAUUACACCAGGAUACGAAGCUUUUUGAAUUAUUUGCCCCCUACCAAAUGAUUUUAGUCUGUACCACUCUCCCACUUGUCAAAAAUCGUCGUUCUAGACACCGAAUGGAGUCCCCACUUUUGAUACAGCAAAAGUAAUCUUCCUAUUUUAGUGUCAGACCACAACUCUUGUUAGAGCCAUCAUAUCGUCUCAUGUAUUUUCUGAAUAGUGAGAUUGAUAAUAUUAUCAGGGUGAUAUUUCUUGGAGUUAAAUUUCCAAAUGAAAUAUUAAUAGGAAUAAAGCCUUCUACCAUUUUACACUUUAAAACCGUAACUGAAAAUCUAACUGUUUUUAUCUGAAACACGAGAGCCGAAUUAACAAGUAUCCAUAGCUAUUGACAACUUAGUAAUACGAAAGUUUGUUUUUCAAAAUAAUCCAGACCUAUUAAUACAGACGACGAGUCUUUUGUUCAUGUUCUGUUGAUGGAUAUUAUUCAGCAACAAUCUCGGAGGCUCAAAGUAGACUCUGUGUGACAUAAAGAGUGAUAAAAAAUGUUAUUUCUUUUCUACGUUUGAUCGGAAGAAUUUAGCUCGUCAAUUUCUACCAUCGGUAUAAAAGAUAUAAAAGUGACAAGAAGGAAUAUCAGGUUACAUAUUAGUUGUAAGAAAAGUGAAUUCGAGCAUUCAGACCACUAAGGUUGUCACUGAUUAAAAAUAUUACCGACUUUAGUGAUACCACACCUGUUAUAUCCCGGUGAAGAUUAAAUUACAGGUAACUUCCGAGGACUAUUAAUGGAUUAAUAUUCUAUAAAUAUUCUUAUUGUAAAACUAUUGAAUAAUUAGAUUAUGUAUAUUUAUAUUCCCCUUAUUAUAAACUUUAUUUUGACCUAUAUUUUAUUAUUGUAUGAUUUACGAUUCUUAAGCUAUGCUCAGUCUAUUAAUUACUGUCCCCCUCGUUCACAGUCACUUUUUGGCUUAUUUAUGUACACAUGUCAUUUUCUAUUUUAUGGUACGUUGUGGUCUGUCUGAUUGAUAUAUAAACCGAGUAUGUCUG